AUGAUCGAGUCACCGAUGAAAUUCAAUGGAUGCGCCCAUUGUGGAGGUCAGAUGACAGAUGCGUUUGAAUUCCCUUUUGUGAAGGUUUCCAAGCACAUUCAGGGUGUCGAUUACAACGUGGAUUAUGCAAUGGUGAUUGACUCCGAAGAAUCCUCCCCGUAUUGUGAAGAAGAUGUUUUGAAGCAGACUGAAAACCAAGCACGCAGUAGGCGAGUUCUCACAUCCUCAUGUUUUUUGGUACCACCUCCCCUAGGUUUUGCAUCCUCUUCAAACAAGAAAGGGCUAAUACAGGUCUUACGUAAUCGAGGUUGUGGUCUUGUGGGAAGGCAGACAGGCGAAUCAGAUUCCGAACCAAAGCAGACCAGAACUUCACAUUCUGAAGAUUCUAGUGGUUCCUGUUGGGAGUUAUCAUGGCUUUUUGACGUUAACUUUUCAACCUCACUAGCGUCGCAAACUCGACACUCAGGGUCCGAUAUCGAAAAACUCGCACCCACUGUUCCAUGA
Molecule: messenger RNA, 504 nt
Organism: Opisthorchis viverrini
Lineage: Eukaryota; Metazoa; Platyhelminthes; Trematoda; Opisthorchiida; Opisthorchiidae
Exons: 3
Coding region: 1-504 (167 amino acids)
Source: RefSeq, a predicted model, not a curated record